AUGAAACCAUCUAAACUGCAAGAUCAUCUGAGAAGAUGCCACCCUGAUAAAACAGAGAAAGAGUUGAAAUACUUCAAACACUCAAAGAAGAGACCUACACUGGACAGAAUGUUCGCUUCGACGUCACAAAGAAAUGAUGAUGGUUUGCGGGCGUCUUACAAUAUCUCGUUACUUAUAGCAAAAUUCGGAAAACCGCAUACUAUCGGAGAGAAGUUAAUUUUGCCAGCCGUUGAAGAGGUUUUAAAAACUGUUUUACACAAACCUGCAUCUGAUAUCAUUAAAAGAAUUCCCUUAAGCAACAAUACUGUUGAAAGACGUAUUGAUGAAAUGAGUUCUGAUAUUGAAAGCUUCUUAUGUAAUUAUCUGCAAACGACCCAUUUCUCUAUACAACUGGACGAGUCAACUUUACCUGAUAAUGCAGCAUUAUUAUUGGCAUAUGUUCGUUUUAUUAUGAAUCAAGAAAUCUACGAAGAACUGCUCUUCGCAAGAACUUUGAUAACCGACACUAAAGAUUUUGAAUCUAGGUUUGAGGAUAUUUUGACUAUGGUAAUACCACCGUGGAUAAUUAAUCCAUAUGGUGACAUAGAAGAAACGAAUGUCAUAAUACAAGAGGAACUGACUGAACUAAGUACAAACGAAGAACUUAAGGUUCAGUUUAAAAACGGAUAUCAGCAAUUCUGGCUGCAAAACAACAUACCCGUUACUUAUCCCGUAUUAUGGAAUAUAGCGAGGAAAUUUUUAAUUUCCUUUCCAUCGUCAUAUCUAGUGGAAAGGGGGUUUAGCGCUGUUACCAAUCUCCUAACAAAAAAAGAAACAGACUGGACAUCAUUAGCCUUACAAAAUUGA
Molecule: messenger RNA, 846 nt
Organism: Acanthoscelides obtectus
Lineage: Eukaryota; Metazoa; Arthropoda; Insecta; Coleoptera; Chrysomelidae
Source: the annotation of a GenBank genome assembly